Camponotus floridanus (Florida carpenter ant) is the source of this 1670-nucleotide messenger RNA. RefSeq lists its product as uncharacterized. NCBI's taxonomy places the organism in Eukaryota, Metazoa, Arthropoda, Insecta, Hymenoptera, Formicidae. The record is from RefSeq and is a predicted model, not a curated record. Bases 294 to 1451 code for a protein of 385 amino acids. Gene Ontology annotation, molecular function: nucleic acid binding. The transcript is spliced from 6 exons.
UUCAUAUAAUCACCAAUAUCUUCAUGUUCCAGAUUGGCUUUAUCCUUCAACAGAAGCACGUUUAUCUAAUAAACAAUCAGGACCAUUAGGCAUGGCAGAUUGGCUUUAUCCUUCAACAGAAGCACGUUUAUCUAAUAAACAAUCAGGACCAUUAGGCAUGGCAGGGUGCGGCGUGGAAACCUGAAAGAUGUUAAAACGGCGAAGCGCGCUCUGUAGGCGAGAUAUCGAACUCGUUCGACCGAGGUUCGAAAGAGGAAGAACAGACAAUAUUUUUCAGUUAGUCAACGAGCACCAUGGGUGGCUGGAGUGCCGAGCAUCGCGCGUUCGCUGUAGAGCGGUUUUUUCGUAACAAUUCGUACACGGUAACUGUUCGUGAGUUUCGUAAAAAAUUUCAAAUUGCGCGUACCAAACCAGUUUUUUCUGACAAUACCUUGAGGUUAUGGGUUAAAAAUUUUCGUGAGACAGGUUCUGUGUUAAAAAAGAAACCUCCCGGCCCUCCCUUGACCGUCCGAACCUCCCCAACGAUCGCAAAAGUUCGUCUCAGUUUGGAAAACAGUCCGAGUCGAUCCGCUCGUUUGCACGCGCAAAAUUUGAAGAUAUCGGAUCGAACCUUGAGGCGGAUUCUUCAUGAAGACUUGAAUUUUCAUCCAUAUAAAAUUAUGUACACCCAACAGCUCAAAGUCGCCGAUCAUAAGGAACGAAUCCAAUUCAGUCGAACGAUGUUGCAAAAAAUCAAGAGCAGAGAAGUUCCACUCGAAGACAUCAUGAUAACAGACGAAGCACAUUUUUAUUUAAACGGUGAUGUGAAUAAGCAAAAUGUUCGUUACUGGAGUGACGAGAACCCGCGUGUCAUCAACGAGAAACCCCUUCACUCUCCCAAGGUUACCGUCUGGAUGGGCGUUUCCAAGUGGGGCGUCAUCGGUCCGUUUUUUUUCGGUGGAAUGGUAAACGGGGAACGCUACCGAGAGUUGUUAACGAACUUCGUUCGGCGGGAAUUGACGAAGAAGAAGAAACUGAGUCGAACAUGGUUUCAGCAGGAUGGGGCGCCUUGCCAUACGGCGAAUGAAACGAUGACUGUUUUGAGAAAGAUGUUUGGUAACCGCUUAAUUUCGAGAACUGCGUCUCUCUCCUGGCCGCCACGCUCGCCCGAUUUAUCAGUUUGUGAUUUUUUUUUGUGGGGGUAUUUGAAGUCCAGAGUUUACGAAACGAAGCCGAAAGACUUGGAAGAACUCAAGACUGAAAUUCGACGACAUGCGGCCGCAAUUCCGAAGUCAAUGUUGGAAAAAGUGUACGAUAGUUUUGUGAAACGUCUCGAAAAUUGUGUAAAAAAUAAGGUUCCAGAUUGGCUUGAUCCUCUAUCAAAAGCACGUUCAUCUAAUGGACUAUCAAAACCGUAUGGCAUUGAAGUUUCAGAUUGGCUUGAUUCUCCAACAAUAGCACGUUUCAUCUAAUGAACUAUCAGAACCAUAUGGCAUUGCAGUAUUUAUCCUGGGAGUCAAGUAGGAAAACCAGAUUUUACAACAGAAAAUAAACAAAAAGCUGUAUCGUAAAAUGCUAUUAUUUUUGUGUGCUUACAGUGAUACAGAAACAACAUUACAAGUACUAUAUUUACAGAUAACAUCUGUAUAAUAAAAAAAGCACUAAAAGUUUAAUGUUGAAAAAAGGAUAAA